Messenger RNA from Yamadazyma tenuis ATCC 10573, 1389 nucleotides. RefSeq names its product NAD+ transporter. Gene Ontology annotation, molecular function: NAD transmembrane transporter activity. Lineage: Eukaryota; Fungi; Ascomycota; Pichiomycetes; Serinales; Debaryomycetaceae. Gene Ontology annotation, biological process: NAD transmembrane transport. The record is from RefSeq and is a predicted model, not a curated record.
AGGACCUGUUAACCGGCUUAUUCGAAAAACUUAAAAAUCCGCCCAUUUCAAGGACUAUAUACUCCUUCUAGCACAAACCCCAGUCCUUGAAAUAUAGGAUCUCUUUUUUGUUCCCUUCUCCCGCGUGGCUUGUGAGACUUUCACUUGAUUGCUUACUAACUGGCACUUUUGCAAAUGCAAUCAACACCAAUACGAACAGAUACAGAGAAUGAUGUCUCCGGUCACAAAGACUUCUCAGACGUGGUACAAGGUGAGGAUUACGAAAUACGGCAGUCGGUCGAGGCCAUCUUUCCGGUGAAGCAUAAGAUUCAAGCUCUUGGAGAUUAUAAACCUCCCACGGUGAUGAGCAAACUAUCAGCAAACCAAUUGGUAAUGAUAGCGGGCGCCUCGUCCGGGUUCCUCGCGGGGGUGGCGGUCUGCCCGUUGGAUGUGGCCAAGACCCGGGCCCAGGCUCAAGGUGCCUUUGGGAAUCAGAAGACCCAGAUAAUGAGAGGAUACGUGGAUACCUUCAGAACCAUUGUGCGAGAUGAAGGAUUCAAGGGACUUUACCGAGGCGUGGUUCCCAUAACCGUGGGAUAUCUCCCCACAUGGAUGAUCUACUUUACUGCAUACGAAAGAGCCAAAGACUUCUAUGGCCACUUUUUGAAGGAGAACUUUGGUAUCAACGCAACCGGAGUCUCCCACUUUUUCUCGGCUAUAACGGCAGGACUGGCUUCGUCGAUUGCCGUGAAUCCCAUUUGGGUGGUCAAGACCAGACUAAUGAUCCAACGGGGGAACCACCAAGCAGCAUCCCCAAAUGGCACCUACUACACCGGAACCAUUGAUGCGUUUCGCAAAAUGUACCGCCAAGAGGGAUUACGGGUGUUCUACAGCGGACUUGUGCCUUCAUUGUUUGGACUUCUUCACGUGGGGAUCCAUUUCCCGGUCUACGAAUACUUGAAGGAAGUGUUGGGAUGUAAUAACAAGGACCCUCACAGAAUGGCAUCUGAGGGCACUUUACUCAAGCUUAUCUUCUCAUCAACUGUUUCUAAAACCACUGCCAGCACCAUCACAUACCCCCACGAGAUUCUCCGGACACGGCUCCAGGUCCAGGACGUGUCGCUGGAGAACCCGAGGAAGAAGCAACCGUUGAAGCAGAUCAUCCAGACGAUUUAUGCCAAAGAGGGACUUCGAGGAUUUUAUGCUGGGUAUGGCAUCAACUUGGUGCGGACGUUACCGGCCAGUGCAGUGACGUUGGUGAGUUUUGAGUAUUUCAAAACGUAUUUAUUAGAGAUAAACGGCUACGCAUAACGAGGUAUUCAUUAGAGAUUAAUCGGUAUGUGUAACCCUGAGAUAUUAUUAGCAUGUGUAUAGCAUUUGUGUAGCAUUUAAAGUUAUUUUUCAAUCCCG